Blepharisma stoltei is the source of this 2112-nucleotide messenger RNA. Lineage: Eukaryota; Ciliophora; Heterotrichea; Heterotrichida; Blepharismidae. The record is from the annotation of a GenBank genome assembly.
AUGAGAAAGAAACAAGAUCUAUUAAAUGCAUGAGGAGAAGAUUUUUGAAAAAGGCAUUUUGGAGUGUUUAACUUUUUAAGAUGAUGCUUUUUCAAAAGUAUUGAUAUGCUUGAUGAUAAAUUCAAAAAUCCAGAAUUAACUAUGGUUCUAGCUGGGAUAUUUUUGCUUACUCUUCCCUCCUCCGUGAGCGAACAAAACUAUUGAAAUAACCUAUUUUUUGCCCAAAAAUCCACCCUCCGUAAGCCAACAAAAUUUUUUAGGAAAAUUUUUGAUAUAUUAGUGAUAAUUAGUAUAAUAAAAUAUCUAGCUAAUUUUUGUUAAUUUUAACAAUUGCAUUUUAAAACAUAAAUUAUCCAAAAUUAAUAUAUAUUUGCUUCUCAUUUCCUAAAAUUUGGAAUUUUUUUAAAUUUUUAAAAAAAAAUUUACUCUAAAAUCUAUAAAUAAAUAAAUUAUGCAUUAUCGCGCUCUAAGCGCCUUAAUGUUUUAUUCUUCAUGAUAUUUUUAACAAAAAUUUUAGCACCAGCAUCUCAUUCAACCUCAACUCCUUCUUCAUUACUAAAAUUUAUAUAUAAAUUUUAAAAAAAAAAAUUAGCAUCCCUCCUCAAGUGAACAAAAUCUUUUUUUUCACUCACAGAGGGGGAGCUAAUAUAAAUUUAAAUGUCCUAGGAAGUGUUACCUUAGGAGAGAUCUGCUAUCAAUAUCAAGAAGUAAUAAGAAAUUCAGGAACUUGUAAGCCAAUUACCAGCAGCAUUAAAUCUGAGGAAUCCAUUUUCAGUGUAUGUGAACUGAUUUUAUAUUUUGUUCUUUGUUGGGAAUCUUAAAUCUUCUCCGUUUAUAUUGACCCUGUGUUGUGCAUUGUUUCAUACAUAUGAUACAAUUAUCAAAUUAAUUGAUACAUCUUUUUGCCCACCUCAAUCAAAUACGGGAAGAUUUAAUGGGCUUUUACUUUGAGCUGCCUAUAGAUCUUUUAUGAACUGCUGAGCUUUAAUAUAUUGGCUUGCAAUUGUAAUUUUGCCUAAAAGACUUAGCAAGAAAUUUCAAUUAAGUGAGCUACUUAGCAUAAAUCAUAUAUUGUGCAAAAUUUUAUUCUGAAAUAAAGCGAAAAAGACAAAGGAAAUUUUAACAACACCUUUCAAAAUGCCAUUCAGAAUUAGAGCAUCAGCUGUGUUCUCUGUUUUCGCAAUAUUGGUAGACAUCUGCGUUGUAAAAUAUAUGCAGUAUAUGUUACUUUCUUAUUCAAUUUAUUAUUUAACUGAUGAAUUAAGAUCAUAUAGAGAUUAUUUGAAGACUCAGCCAGGAAACGAUAUAUUUAUCAUCCUGUAUUUACAAGAAACACACAUUGUUACUGUUUCAGAAGGAAUCAACUUACUUAGUAUUGUAAUAAGAUGCUUAGAGCCAAUUUUCCCAUGCAUUGCUAUAUCUCUUAUUAUCGGAUCAAUUGUCGCAUUAUAUUCUAUAGUCUUAAUGCUUUUUAGAUACAAACAAUAUAUGCUCAUAAUUGUCAAUGAGCCAGAAAACAGAGAGUUUUUAAAGCGAAUUUGAAGAUUCCCAAGUUAUUUAGCUAUAUUUUUCCCAUGUAUCUAAUAUUUAGCUCAAUUUGUAAUGAAUAUUUCUUUUCUUCACAUAACUUUUUCAUUUGUAUUAUCUAGUUUCCUUUAUGCAUUUACUAUAUUUUUUAUGUUUACAGAUGUUUUUGCAUAUAUUAUGAGCAAGCCUUUACAGUUUUGGCUGGUUUUAGCCAUUUUAUUUUGAGGGUAAACUUAACUCAGAUUAAUUUAUUUUCCUCAUCUUGUUGAAAAAGAUAGGACAGUAAAGAAUAAAAUGUAUUUUUGCUUAUGGGAUAGCUGAUUUUUAUUUGCUGGAUAUACGAGCUCAAUUAUUAUUGGCAUCUUCAGAUAUUUUUUCGGAGCAGGGAUUGCUUUAUUUCUAGGGUUUAGAGCUCACAUUAGUAAUAUGGCACCUCCAUUUGAUAGAUUGGAUGCGCUUUAUCGGAGUUUUUACGGAUCUAUUACUAUGCAUUGCAUUAUUCUAGGAAUUAUGCCAACAAAAGAGGAGUUACUAGAAAUAGCAAAUGCCACAAGAGACAAAGGUCCUGCUAAAAUAAUCCUUUAA